AUGUUCUCAAGAAUCUUCUCUGAUGGAGAAGGGUACAUCGAUAAUUGUACAACUGUUACCUGUCAUGAAAUUAAUGGCUCAUUUGUGAUAUUUGAGACUAAAAAAGACUGCCCUUACUUUAAUCAAGAUGACUGUAAACCUGGAACGGUGCGAUAUGACAUAAAUCAGUGUUGCAAGAUCUGUGAGCCCAAGAACUGCGUUCUAGUGCAGAACACCACCAAUGUGACUGCAAAUAAUUGUAAAUCCAUUGGGGCUAUUGAACUGACAUCCUGCAGUGGCCACUGUGACACCCAAUCAAUGUAUUCUAUGCAAAUGAAUGCCAUGAUGCACAGCUGUUCUUGCUGCCGGGAGGAGAAAACCAGCCGUAAAAAUGUGACGCUGAAGUGUCCCGAUGACAGUGAGAUCCUUUAUCACUACGACUAUGUUGAAAGCUGCAGAUGCACUCCUACAGAGUGUGAAAACCAGAAGACUAACGGAUAAAUGAUCAUGUUUCAUAUCUGCCUGAUCUUAACUUGAUUAUUGCAGAUUUGAACAUGACUGAAUCGGUCACGCUGAGAAAUAUAUAACAGAAAAUUACAAUACUGAUGAUUUAAACUGUGUGAGACAUUUAAAUGGCAACCAUUAUUAAAGCCAUAAUAUUUUAUUCACUUUUUUAAUUUAGGUGUAUGGUUUACUCUAAUGAUAAUAUUUUUCUUACAUAAAAAUAAAAUAAAACAUACUGGGACCGGGGUCAUUUUGAGAUUAAU
Xyrauchen texanus (razorback sucker) is the source of this 746-nucleotide messenger RNA. RefSeq names its product intestinal mucin-like protein. The record is from RefSeq and is a predicted model, not a curated record. Gene Ontology annotation, cellular component: extracellular matrix. Lineage: Eukaryota; Metazoa; Chordata; Actinopteri; Cypriniformes; Catostomidae. Bases 1 to 480 code for a protein of 159 amino acids. The transcript is spliced from 6 exons.